AUGAAAGAUGAGGAUGGGUAUAUUUUUGGAGGGUAUGCAGACCAAGACUGGGAACAAAGACCCAAGUUCUAUGGCAACGACAGAAACUUUUUGUUCACUAUUCGACCCAAAUUCAGAAUCUACAGGCCUAGUAGUGUAAACAACCACUUCCAAUAUAUGGAUUACGGUACCAAGACACUUCCUAAUGGUAUGGGGUUUGGAGGGCAGCUACGGUAUUUUGGACUAUGGCUGGCAAGCGACUUUCAAAGUGGUCAGUCUGCAGCAGAACCAUUGUGUUCAACUUAUCAGUCCCCUAGACUGUCUAAAUAUCAGGACUUCAAAUUGGAUGAAAUGGAAGUUUGGCAAGUCCAUCCAUCAUUGGUUGAGCGAGAGGAAGGGCCAAAACGUUCAGCAAUGGAUGCUCAUGCUGAUGCUGUGGCUUUGCUCGAAAUGGCUAAUCAUAAAAUGUACUCCAAGAAUGUCCGUGCUCCUGAUGUCUACGAUAGUGAUUAG
This is a messenger RNA of Lobosporangium transversale, 492 nucleotides long. Its product is annotated as TLD-domain-containing protein. Lineage: Eukaryota; Fungi; Mortierellomycota; Mortierellomycetes; Mortierellales; Mortierellaceae. The coding region runs from base 1 to 492 and encodes 163 amino acids. The transcript is spliced from 3 exons. The record is from RefSeq and is a predicted model, not a curated record.